Molecule: messenger RNA, 2685 nt
Organism: Sceloporus undulatus (fence lizard)
Lineage: Eukaryota; Metazoa; Chordata; Lepidosauria; Squamata; Phrynosomatidae
Gene: RABL6
Product: RAB, member RAS oncogene family like 6
Exons: 16
Coding region: 216-2570 (784 amino acids)
Cellular component (GO): cytosol; nucleus
Molecular function (GO): GTP binding
Source: RefSeq, a predicted model, not a curated record
CUCCUCCCUUUGGUUGCUUGGAGAUCCUCCUGAGGGGAAAAGGGAAGGAGUCCAAGAUGGCGGCGGCCGUGGCGGCUGAGGCGGAAGGGAGCGCGGCGCCGGGAGGAAGGAGCGCCGCGGCGGAGGCGGCUGCCGGAGGAGGAGCCUCUCUGCGGGGCGAGUGAGGCAGGCCUUUCCCUCCCGCCUUCCCUCCUUCCCUGCCUUGGUCGUCCAGGAUGUUUUCCGCGCUGAAGAAGCUGGUGGGCUCGGAGCAGCCGGGCGCCGCGGGGAGGGAGAGGCCCAUCCCGGCGGGGCUCCAGUCCAUGAACCAGGCCCUCCAGCGCCGCUUCGCCAAAGGCGUCCAGUACAACAUGAAAAUUGUCAUCCGCGGGGACAGGAACACAGGAAAGACCACUCUGUGGCAUCGUCUUCAGGGAAAGAAGUUUGUUGAGGAAUAUAUUCCGACUCAGGAGAUCCAGGUCACCAGCAUCCACUGGAAUUAUAAAACCACUGACGAUAUUGUGAAAGUUGAAGUCUGGGAUGUUGUCGACAAAGGCCAAAAAGUCAACCUGCGUGACUCCUUGGGCAAGUGCAAAAAGCGCGGAGAAGGCUUGAAACUAGAGAACGACCCUCAGGAGGCAGAAGCAGAGAUGGCUCUUGAUGCUGAGUUCCUGGAUGUUUACAAAAACUGCAAUGGCGUUGUGAUGAUGUUUGAUAUUACCAAACAGUGGACUUUUAACUACAUCCUGAGAGAACUUCCCAAAGUGCCGACCCACGUUCCAGUCUGCGUGCUUGGGAACUACCGGGACAUGGGCGAGCACCGGGUGAUCUUGCCGGACGAUGUGCGGGAAUUCAUUGACAACCUGAACAGGCCUCCUGGCUCUUCAUAUUUUCGCUAUGCUGAGUCUUCCAUGAAGAACAGCUUUGGCCUCAAGUACCUGCACAAAUUCUUCAACAUCCCCUUCUUGCAGUUGCAGCGAGAAACGUUGCUGCGUCAGCUGGAGACCAACCAGCUUGACAUCGACGCCACCCUGGAGGAGCUCUCAGUCCAGCAAGAGACCGAAGACCAGAACUACGAAAUCUUCCUUGAAAUGAUGGAGGCCCGAAGCCGCGGGCACACCUCUCCUCUCGCAGCCAACGGGCAGAGUCCAUCCUCAGGCUCUCAGUCUCCGGUGGUCCCUCCGGGCAAUGCCUCUGGAAGCUCCAGCCCCAGCACCCCCCAGCCUCCGUUCCCCUUGUCCCAGCACAGCCCAGCCAACCCAGUUGCCCCCCCAGAACCCCUUGCGCCUCAGACACUCAUCCUGCCGCCAGAGAGCCAGCCGCCCCCCAUGGCCAGCCCUUCCGUGGCAGCAGCCGCUGCACCGCCUCCAAAACGCAGCAUCAUCUCACGGCUCUUUGGGAUGGCAUCUACUCCAGAGGUGCCCCCGCCACCUCCAGAUCCUGCCCUCGGUGCUCCUGCUGCUGGUGUCCCUCUGAAAGUGCAGAGCGUGGAGGACUUUGUUCCUGAAGAGAGCCUGGACCGCAGCUUCCUGGAGGACCCUGCCCCACAGAGAGACAAGGGGAGGCUCAUGGCAAAGGCCCCUCACGGCGAUAGCGACAGUGACCGGGAUGCUCCUGGAGGGAACCCACUUGUGGCAGGCUUCCAGGAUGACCUGGACCUAGAUGACCGCCUCUCCGGCAGACCCUCUUCCGCCCCAGAACUGGUCCCAAGCAAAAACAUCACCCUAUCGAGUGAGGAGGAAGAGGAGGAGGAAGAGCAGUCCAAAUUCACCGUGGCUGUGGAUGAAGACGUUGGUCACGAGGAAGAGAUGAAACGAUCUUCCAAAAAGUCCUCAAAGCCCCCAGAGCCAGCAGCCUCUACCAAAGCAUCUGACCCGAAGGCUCCCUUCUCCACGGCCCAGCUGGGGUUUGAGCAAAAUAGCGGCAGCGCCUUCUCCACAGCCGUUCUGCGUCCAGAGGUUGCCCCUGCAGCAGCGUCACUCCAGCCUUUCAAAGCCCCUUCCCACAGCAAGGUCUCUGCUUCCAAACAGAAGGGGGACAGAGUCGAGGAGUCAGAGAGCGACCCUGAGGGGCCCAUUGCCACGCAGAUGCUCUCCUUCGUAAUGGACGAUCCGGACUUUGAAAGCGAAGAGUCAGACAGCCAGAAGAAGAGAGGGGAGGAAUUUCCAGUAAGAGAGGAUCUCUCGGACAUCUCUGACGAAGAAACCCCUCCAAAGCCCCCACAGCCAGCCAAGCCCAUAAUCCACAGUUUCAAGAUGAAGAACGACUCCGAUCUCUUUGGUUUGGGCCUCGGCGAGCCUGGUCCCAAAGAGAGCAGCGAGGAAGAUAAAGAGAAGCAAUCUUCCAAAGAGAAGAAGAAGAAAAAGAAGCGGAGCAACAAAGAGGAGGAAGAGAAAGCGGCGGUCAAGAAGAAGAGCAAGCCGAAGAAGGUGAAAGAGAAGGAGGAAAGCAAAGAGGAGAAGGAGAAGAAGAAGAGGAAGAAGCGGGGCAAAGAGAAGAACAGUGGCAUUGACGAACUGGAGGCGUUCCUGGGGGGUGGUGGGGCCGGACCCAGCAAGCAGCGCGGAGGAGGAGACUAUGAGGAACUGUAGCCCCUCUGGACAAAAAGACCCUCAGCAUAUCUCACACACCAGGAUGAUGGCCGAUUGUGACUGAGCCAGAGUAAUAUGGAAGGGGGGGGGGAUGAAGCUGCUGUGGGGUUUUCCC